This is a messenger RNA of Oncorhynchus nerka (sockeye salmon), 4843 nucleotides long. Its product is annotated as ubiquitin carboxyl-terminal hydrolase 42-like. Gene Ontology annotation, biological process: protein deubiquitination; regulation of apoptotic process. Gene Ontology annotation, molecular function: cysteine-type deubiquitinase activity. Bases 153 to 3836 code for a protein of 1227 amino acids. The transcript has 18 exons. Lineage: Eukaryota; Metazoa; Chordata; Actinopteri; Salmoniformes; Salmonidae. Gene Ontology annotation, cellular component: nucleus; cytosol. The record is from RefSeq and is a predicted model, not a curated record.
UCGGCGAAUCAAGAGUUCCUUUCAUCCGUAGUACCCGGAUUCACCCGUAGGGAAAUUAGCUACGUCAUUGUUCACGGACUGACUACAGCUGGAAAUAAUACAUGGACAUGCACGUAUAAUAAUAUAUUUAUAAAAAAAUACAGCAAUGAACAAUGACCAUAGUUGACAGAUCUUCAGAGAAAUCUGACCUAGAGUCAGUCGGGUGCAAGCGCUCAGGAUCGCUGAACUUUCCCGGCGGUGACGGGAACGGGAUGGACAGUGGCUGCUCCAGCUGGGGGGCGGGGGGCCCCUCGUCCUCCGACACCCCCAGGGUGAAGACAGGGGGCUGCAUGGGUCCCACCCCUGGAGCCACAGUCAACAGCAGCAGUGCAGACAGGCCCAAGGAACAAGUGGUGCUGACCAGUGGGGACGGCAUCGCCCUGCCCCAGAAGGUGCUGUUCCCAGCCGAGCGGCUCAGCCUGAAGUGGAACCAGGUCCACCGCAUCGGAUCAGGUCUCCAGAACCUGGGAAACACCUGCUUCCUCAACUCUGCUCUGCAGUGUCUCACCUAUACCGCUCCCCUCACUAACUACAUGCUGUCCCGGGAGCACUCUAAAACAUGUCAUGAGCCUGGGUUCUGUAUGAUGUGCACAAUGCAGAAUCACAUCACCCAGGUCUUCGCCAACUCUGGGAAUGUCAUCAAGCCCAUCGGAGUCCUCAACGAGCUCAAACGGAUUGCAAAGCAUUUCCGCUUUGGCAGCCAAGAGGAUGCCCAUGAGUUCCUGCGGUACACAGUGGACGCUAUGCAAAAGUCCUGCCUGCCUCUAAACAAAUUGGACAGGCAAACGCAAGCAACCAGUUUCAUCCAUCAAGUCUUUGGAGGGUAUCUACGGUCCAGAGUAAAAUGUUUCAACUGCAAAGCGGUCUCUGACACAUUUGACCCUUAUUUGGAUGUUGCUUUGGAAAUAAAGACUGCUCCCAGUAUCACAAAGGCUCUGGAACAGUUUGUUAAGCCUGAGCAGCUAGAUGGAGAGAAUGCCUACAGAUGCGCUAAGUGUAAGAAGAUGGUUCCAGCCUCUAAGAGAUUCACCAUCCACCGCAGCGCUAAUGUGCUCACCAUCUCACUGAAGCGAUUCGCCAACUACAACGGGGGCAAGAUCGCUAAGGACGUAAGGUAUGCUGAGUGCCUAGACCUGCGUCCCUUCAUGUCUCAGUCCCACGGCGAGCCCCAGGUCUACGUGCUCUAUGCUGUCCUGGUGCACUCUGGCUUCAGCUGCCACGCUGGACACUACUACUGCUACGUCAAAGCUAGCAAUGGCCAGUGGUACCAGUUGAAUGACUCCUCUGUGUUGGUCAGUGACAUCAGGUCAGUCCUCAACCAGCAGGCUUACGUUCUCUUCUACAUCAGGUCACCUGAUCUGAAGAAUGGAGGGGACUACAAUCACACGUGCCGGACCGCGGGGCCCCUCGGCCAGUUGUCCCCCCGCCCCAUUCUCACACCCCGGGUCAACAUUGGGCCACGACACACCAGCACUGGUUUCAUAGGGCCACAGCUGCCCUCACACAUGGCCAAGAACAUCUUUCACGUCAAUGGGAACGGCUCGCUAAGGGACUACCCCUCUGGCUCUAAGCCCAGCACCAGCAGUGACAACAGCAUGGGCAAGACUAGCUACAGCCCGCUCGCCACCUCUUCCUCCCAUCCUCUCAACCGUCCCACAGGCAUCCCUGACCCUGCCAAGCGCCAGAAGCUCUCCUUCUUCAUCGGUCAGGGCAAACAGAUCCGCCCCUCAUCAUCCUCUUAUGCCCAGCCGUCCUCUUCGUCACAGUCUACAUCAGACAUGUCUACGCCCCGGGAUCCUCGCAUUAAUGGCACUCCCUCCGUUAACAGAAACGGUCACGGGGCGUCGUUCCUGGUACCGUACGGCCAGGAGUCGUCUGAGGAGUCGGACCAGGAGGGAGGCAGUGGUCUGGGGAACGGCACGGCUAAGCCUCACGUUAACGGGAGGAAGGGAGAGACAGUCUACGGCCCCGUCCCCAGAGUGCUGACCCUCAAGACCAACGGCAUCGGUAAUGGCCAGGCUACCAUGCACCGUAACGGGACCAACAGCUUCUCCAAACUCAGUCAGAACGGACACCACAACAUCAAACACCCUGAGAAGAUCCACGGUAACGGUCAUGCGAUGUCGCCCGGUUUGGGUUCCAGCAUGUCUAAUGGGGCGGAGGCUCACCACAGUGGCCCAAGCAAAGAGGUGUAUUGCACCACCCCCAGCCAGGCCAGCACCUCUCAAGGCCUGCACAGUGCCGACAUCGACAGCCGCCUCUCCCUCACCCCAGAGAAAAAGGCUAAAACUCACUCUGGCCCCCUCCCUCACCACGUACCAGCAACCGCUGCUAAACCUCCAUCCACAUUGGCUGAUGUUGGAGCUAAACCACUUACCGACGCCUUGAGAGAAUCCAGCUCCAACCCUGGGGUCUUAUUCCUCCAGCCCACCCCCCGCUCCCUCAGUACCCCAGUCCUCUCUGGACCAGGCCUGGGAGCCACAAAAGAUCUCGGAGCCCCACACAGGGGAUCUGGGGAGGACGUCAGGGAGACCCAGAACAGCCCAGCUGUAGGGCUGGAUGGAAAGCCCAGCUCCAGAGAUGGAAGAGACCAGAUGUACUCUUCCGAUCGGGAGGAGAAAGGCGGGUUGAACUCUUCCGAUCGGGAGGAGAAAGGCGGGUUGAACUCUUCCGAUCGGGAGGAGAAAGGCGGGUUGAACUCUUCCGAUCGGGAGGAGAAAGGCGGGUUGAACUCUUCCGAUCGGGAGGAGAAAGGCGGGUUGAACUCUUCCGAUCGUGAUCGAGACCGGCUGUACUCUUCUGACCGGGAUAAAGACGGAGAAGGGGAUAGGUACCACCGGGACAGGAGCCGUGAACACAACCGGGACCAUGACUCAGACCACUACCGCCACCGGCGAGACCACCGAGACAGAGACCACCACCGGUCGUACCGGGACCGCUCGCUCAGCCGGGACAGACACCGGAACUGGGAGUCUGAGGCAUUCCUCUCACAGCGACGCUAUCACCCCAGAGAGAGGGACAGGGACCGCUGUCACCACCAUUACCACCACAGAACGAGUAAGGACAGGAAUAGGGACAGGAGGGAGCACAGCCACCACAGCCUCCCACACAGAGAGGAGCCUCAUGGACGCUCAAGGUGGAGGGAUGAAGGUAAAGAGAGGUGUUACUACCCUUCACAGGAGGCCCCUCUGCCCACCCCACUGAGCUCCAGCACUAAGCCCAGUCAGUCCCUCCCAGCCCUUUCCCCAGCCCUGGUGAAACGACCCGAGCCUCACAGAGAGGAGAGAAAGGACAGCUCUGAGGAGCGUCGGGCCAAGAAACCCAAGAAGAGCAAGAAGAAGAAGUCCAAGGACAGAGAGAGGCACCGAGAGAAUAGGACCUUUGACGUGAAUUCCUCUGACAGGGCAGCCGACGGCAGCAGUUCCUCCAAACACAACAAAAGUAGGAGGUACGACACUGACAUGGAGGAUGAGAUCCACUCUACCCAGAGUCCCGAGGGGCACCGUGACCCCAAUGCCCCCCGGGAGGGUCGCAGGGCAAGCAGCAGCGACGAUGAGAGGGCGAGCAAGAAGCGACGUUACCAGGACGAUGGCUAUGACAACAGCUACCCUAAGAAACGCCAUCGCGCUGAUGACAACGACCGCUCCUUCUCCUCUCGUGAUGGAUCACCAACAGCAGCUCCUCAAAACGCAUCGCACUGCCACUUCAACGAACACACAGGUAAUGGCUUAGGUCAACCCAAUGGAAACUCCCACGAAUGUUCUACCAAUGGACUGUACAAUGAACUUAGACAGUAGAUUUUCUCUGUUCGACCAGAGACACAGAACAAUACUUGGAAUACUUUAAAUAUCAACCUUUAUAUAAAAGUGAAAUUCAACAGCAACAGGAAUGUCAUCCCGAAUAUUUGAACGUGGUGCUGUAUUAUUGGGAAUAUACUGUAUUUUUACCACAUGAGAAAUUAACAUUCUACUAGAUUCUUUUUUUAAAUAGAUUUUUUUCAACUUCACUCGUCACUCAAUGUACAUUUAUGAUAAAUAAUUAACAAAAGAAUAAGCUGCACAGUGGAAGACUCAGGACUUUGUUCAAACGAGACGUAUUCCUCCUCGGAGAACUGAUCAACUGGUUAAAUAAUCCAAAAAGAGGAAGACGAAUAGUUUUCUUGCCUAGGAGAUGACCUGUUUGGUAUGACAUCAGUUGGCUGCAAGUUUGUCACCAUUAUCUGUAUAGGUGGAGGUAUAAAACCUCUCUCUGAUGGAGGGAAAUGUUAUUGAGUGAGUAGUGUCUGAAGGAGAAGGAGCUGGCCUGGUGUGACUACGUGUGCACUUAACACAACUCCACCUACCCUGGAGACUUCGGGACAGCUCUUUGUUACUUUCGAAAGCCUAAGAUCGUCUCCCUCCCUCAGCAUCUUGCUCUCACUGAGAUGUCCAAUUCUUUUAACUUGUUAUUCAAGCAUUAAAAAAAAGCUGAACAAUAAUCAUGUUCUCUUUAUGGCUUUGGACCUGUGUUUCUGCUUUAAAAAAAAAUGUUUUCUAGCGUCCAUAAGAAAUACUGUGAAUUAAAUUUUGAACUGUACUAUCAGUUUACAUAAGUCCUGUAUCAGGAAUAGUUUUGUUUUAGAGAUUUACCACGAUGUAAUUUAGACCUUGUUCUAAAUUGACACAAGUCAGUGAAAUAGUUAGAAUGGUUUGCUUGGUUCUUUUUCUACCUAAAAAGUCAAAUGGUCAUGUUAACACAUUUUUAGUUCUACAAUAGCAUGUCAAAUUUAUACAUUGUACAAGGUAUAUAAAAAGGCGUAAAUACA